This is a messenger RNA of Drosophila takahashii, 828 nucleotides long. RefSeq names its product trypsin delta. Gene Ontology annotation, molecular function: serine-type endopeptidase activity. Gene Ontology annotation, biological process: proteolysis. NCBI's taxonomy places the organism in Eukaryota, Metazoa, Arthropoda, Insecta, Diptera, Drosophilidae. The record is from RefSeq and is a predicted model, not a curated record.
CACAGAAGUCAGUCGAAGAAAAUGUUUCGAUCACUAGUCUUACUGCAGCUUGUGGUUCUACCUUUUAUGGUUCUUGCAGAUCAAAGGAUCAUAAAUGGUAACACAGUGAACAUUAAGGAUGUCCCGUGGUACGCCUCGAUUCUGGUCAGAUCUAAUCUAAAAUGCAGUGGAGUCAUUGUCACGACUAACUACAUCCUGACAGCCGCCAAGUGUGUGGAUGGUUAUAGUACGGGAAAAAUUCAAGUCCGGUUGGGAACCAGCAGCUGCGUAUCCGGUGGAACUACGGUGGCUAUCUGUGGUGUGAAAAUUCACAGCCAAUAUUCCAGACGACGCUUCGACAAUAAUCUGGCGCUCUUGAAAACCUGCGAGCUAAUUACCGAAAGCGAUUCAAUAAAGUCAAUUCAGAGGAUUGACAAGUUGCCAGAUGAUAAUUCCCUAGCCAAUAUCACAGGCUGUGGAGCCAGAUCAGGCAAUUUACUACACCUAUUCUAUGACUUAAGGUUUAUCCCCAUACUGCCUGCUCAAUUGUACGGCACCGAGGUGAAAAUCCUUAACCUAAAGCAGUGCGCAGCCGAUUGGAAGUUGAUUUUUUUCUAUAUUGUCGAAAAAAUCUCUAACCUGAACAUCUGUACCCAGUCAUCGGGCAAAGGAGCCAGUUCCUUUGAUAUGGGGGCACCUCUGGUUGUCGGCAAUAAACUCGUGGGCAUCCUGUCCAGGGCAGGCUGCUCCGUGAAGCCCGAUGUCUAUUCGAAUGUCCUUAAGCACACGAAUUGGCUGGAUAGCAAUACCAAAUAGUAAUGCACUUGUCAUGAAACCAAAUCAUAUUCA